GCGUGAAUUCGGCACCGGCCUCCCGUGGGGAUGAUCAUGCUCUGUUGAGGUUGUGGGGAAGGUGGAGUGAUUCCACGGAAAGGCUUGCGUGUGGUAUUGACUGUACGAGGACAGUUAUUAGUAACAUAGGUCCUCGCUCGGUUCAGGAGCCUGAGACACAGUCCAGGUCUAGGGCCGGGGCCACCGCAGGAGGGAGGGAGCCAGGCGGCUGGCCGGUCCUCACCCAGGCCCUCCGCCCUGUGGUCUCUCUCCAGGGAGCUGCCCCUUGGAAGAUUGCCUCCCAGGCCUCCCGUGCCCUGAGCUGUGAGCAGGCUGGGAUGGUGUCCAGGGAAGCCCCGGAGCCUGCCCAGCGCCUGUGCCCUCUGCUGCCCGGCCCGCAUGCCAAGGAUGUGCUUCGGAGAAGGCACAAGCGGAAGAGCCGGCAGCACCAGCGCUUCAUGGCCCGGAAGGCCCUGCUGCAGGAGCAGGGGCUGCAGAGCCCGCCCCCAGAGCCAGAGCCAGCAUCCUCCCCACCGCCCGGGCCAUCGGGGGCACUGCCAGGCACCGAGGCCGCCAGCCGUGGGAGGCAGGGUCCCAGGGCUGACUCUGGAGGUGCCCCCUGCGACAGAAAGCCCUCCCCCAGGGAAGCGGCAGGGCCCUUGCCUAGCAGAUGCGUGGCCAUCGACUGCGAGAUGGUGGGCACGGGGCCCUGCGGGCGGGUGAGCGAGCUGGCCCGCUGCUCUGUGGUGAGUUACCAUGGCGACGUCCUCUACGACAAGUACAUCCGGCCUGAGAUGCCCAUCGUGGACUACCGCACUCGCUGGAGCGGCAUCACCCGGCAGCACAUGCGCAAGGCCAUCCCCUUCCAGGUGGCCCAGAAAGAGAUCCUCAAGCUCCUGAAGGGCAAGGUGGUGGUGGGCCAUGCCCUGCACAACGACUUCAGGGCCCUCAAAUACGUGCACCCUCGGAGCCAGACCCGGGACACCACUUACGUCCCCAACCUCCUCAGCCAGCCCGGCCUGCACACCCGGGCCCGGGUCUCGCUUAAGGAACUGGCCCUGCAGCUGCUGCACAAAAAAAUCCAGGCCAGCCGCCUCUGGACCCGGCCCGAGGACAGGCAGCCUGACAACAGUGUGGACGUGGAGGAGUACAUGCAGGACCAGUACUGGCCCGAGGACCUGGGCCCGGGCUCCAGCGGGGGGCAGGGGGCGACGCAGGACAGGAGGGCGUGAGGGGGGAGAGGCGUGGGGUGGCCUCCAGUCAGGAGUGCCCAGGCGGGCACUGGGCAUGUCACCUGGUCUGAGGAGUGGGGAUCGUCUGUCCUGACUUCCGUUCCUGACUCGCAGCCCUCUUUCCAGGCUGUAGUCACCCCUCAGCCCCUGGUUUUGCUGAUGGCACUUUAUAGACGCCAUGAAUGUCAGGUGGACCAGCUACAGCCCCGUGGGAGCAGGGUCGGUGCCAAGGGACUGUCCCUGGCUGUCACUUCCCGCCCCCGGGAGGAGUGGGGUGCAUGUCCGUGGGGCAGUGGUGAGGGAGCCCGCCCUCCUUCAGGCACUUUGGUUGGUAAUCACCGUGGUGGCUGGGUUUUCCCCAAAUUUCACCCCCCACCCGUUUCCUUGUUCACUAAGGGGCGAUUUGGGGCACUGGGGUCGCUGAAAGCUCAGGUCAUACAGACCUUUGAGCCCCUACGUUGCUUGUCCCUGUCACUUUGUAGCUUUGAGACCUUAGGCAGCUGUGUGGCUUCACUCUGGAGCCGGUCACAUGGGGACAAUGGUACGACCUACCUGAGGGUUAUGAGGACAGAAUGCCCACACGCAGCACGGUGCCCGGCACACGCAGCCCUGGUCCAUGUGAGUGGCUGUUUUCCCCGAAGGAUCAGUUUCAGCCUCUUCAGGGUGACGCCCCCAGUGGAAGGACUUUGGCCCGGCCCAGGGUUAACUGUCCUCGCUCGGCUGCUCCAGCAGGUGGGGCAGGACCCUACGUGGUGAGGGCAUCACGUGGAGGUUCAGGGUUCUCGCCGCUCUCACGGCCGGGUGACCCGAGUGUCAUCUGCGUCCCUCUGCUGUAUGCGGAGGUGAUGGUGGCUGCCCGUGUGGGUCUGAGCAGAGCCGCAGGGCCAGGAGGGAGACCCACAGCCACACUAUGUGACCUGGGCUGCAGGGCAAUCCGUCACCGUUUCCUUUCCGUCUGCAGUGCAGGGAAUGGCUGAGUCAUGGACACAACUGGCCCGGCUCCAGGGCUGUGUUCUGGAUUCCUCAAAAGUCUAGACGCACAGCUGGGCAGUAACUUCUGUUCCUCUGCCUGUGGGUGGAGGGAGAGGAAGCUGUUACUGGUGUUCUAGAAAUGGACUGGGUUCUGAGUCCGCAUGGCUGCAGCACUGCUCUGGAAUAAACCUCAAUUGGAAAAGCG
Molecule: messenger RNA, 2388 nt
Organism: Myotis davidii
Lineage: Eukaryota; Metazoa; Chordata; Mammalia; Chiroptera; Vespertilionidae
Gene: AEN
Product: apoptosis enhancing nuclease
Exons: 3
Coding region: 318-1211 (297 amino acids)
Cellular component (GO): nucleus
Molecular function (GO): exonuclease activity; nucleic acid binding
Source: RefSeq, a predicted model, not a curated record